GGACAUAGACAGAGUCUAGUCCCUCUUAUGUCUGUUGUUGGUCUCAUAAUUUGCUUCUCUUUGCAGACAGCAAUUUUGUUUCUCUGGUGCUCUCCCUCUUACUUUCGAUAUUUCUUUCUUCUUCUCUAUUAGAUUGUCAAUAUUAUUAUUGUUGUUCUUGUUAACAAGUUUACCUUUUUCUAAUUCAGUUUGAUCAAUUCGUCGAAAUUUCUUAGGCUUUUUUAAGCUUUUCUAUAUAUUCUCUUCAGGCCUCUCUUUAAUCAGUUCCUCAAGAGUAAGUAUUCUUCUUCUUCUUCCUUGUAUGUUUUUAAAUUUAAGAGUAAUUUUGUUAAAGCUAGAAACUUUGCUUGGUUGCUUGGAAACUGUUAAGAAUUAAUGAGAGAGUCAAAGUAUGAAUUCUGGGUUUCGGGCUUUUUUCAUGUUCUUUUGUUGGUCAGGCGAAGCAAAAAGUAAAAGGGUGAAAGCAGGAUAUUCAAAGGUUAGAUCUUUUUUGCCUUUCCUUUAAUGGAAGCCAAAAGGGUCCUUAAGAAACUGUUUUGAUUCUGAGAAAAAAGAGGUAUUUUUUUAGUGAUCAAUUUGCUAGCAAUCAUAGACAGCAUAAAGUUUGUGAAUUGGUAUAAAGUCAGCUACUGGUUGCGUAAUCAAAGAUAUAAUUUAUGAUCCUAAAUCUUCUUGUGGUAAUUGUUUGAUGAGAUGUUUGUUGCAUUUAGUUGUUUUGUAUGUAGGAAUAUCAAAGACUCUACUGUUUUGAGUUCAUACUAUUGCUGUUCAAUUAUUUUUAUUUGAUGGGUUUUUGUCAAGUUGCCUUCUUUUCUAAAUCAACCUGAUGUUUUUUUCUGUAGGGGAUAGAAUGGCCAGCAAAGUUGUUCCUGCUCAACCCGUGACUCCUUUCGAGUUUGAGCUUUAUGAGGAUCCUGAUCACCUUAGAACUGUGAUGGCCUCGUCGAAUCAGUCAACUCACAGGAUUGAUCCUGCGAAAUUGAAACUUAGACAUAGAAUUGGGAGGGGACCUUUUGGUGAUGUUUGGUUGGCUACUCAUCAUCAAUCCACUGAAGAUUACGAUGAGUAUCAUGAAGUGGCUGUCAAGAUGUUGCAACCUCUUAAGGAGGAACAUAUGAGGCUUGUGUUGGAUAAGUUUGAUGGUUUGUUUUCAAAGUGUCAAGGUGUAGAAAAUGUGUGUUUUCUACAUGGAAUUUCAGUUAUGAAUGGAAAGAUAUGCAUUGUUAUGAAGUUUUAUGAGGGAUCAAUUGGGGACAAAAUGGCUCUCCUAAAAGGAGGGAAGCUCACAUUACCCGAUGUGUUGAGGUAUGGGAUAGAGUUGGCACAGGGAAUUGCAGAGUUGCAUGCAAAAGAAAUCCUAGUUCUUAACCUUAAACCUUGUAGCUUCCUUCUUAAUGAAAAUGAUCAAGCAGUUCUGGGAGAUAUUGGUAUUCCUUACCUGCUAUUCGGAAUUCCAUUGACAAGCUCAGAUAUGCCUUGGAGGCUUGGAACCCCAAACUACAUGGCUCCAGAACAGUGGCAGCCAGAAAUAAGAGGUCCAAUAUCCUCUGAGACUGAUUCGUGGGGAUUUGGGUGCAGCAUUGUGGAGAUGUUGACUGGUGUUCUACCUUGGUGUGGGAAGUCAAUUGAAGAAAUUUAUGACUCAGUGGUUAGGAAACAAGAGAAACCACAUAUUCCCGAGGGCCUCCCUCCUCCAGUUGAAAAUAUUCUUCUUGGCUGUUUUGAAUAUGACUUGAGGAGCCGCCCCUUGAUGACAGACAUAUUACGCGUAUUCAAAAGCUCGCAGAAUGCAGUUUUUGUAGAUGGAGGCUGGACAGGGUUUGGCAGCAGAACAAUCCUGGAGAAAUCCAGUGGUGCUGGUUACACAGAGUGGUUUCUGUCAAAGGAUCAUCUGCAAGUGGGAGACAUGGUGCGUUCCAGGAGGCCACCUAAUUCGUGCAAACCUGAAAAUAUGGAUGUCCCAGAAGGAACUGUAGUGGGUCUAGAACGCAACCCUGAUCGAGAUGGUUUUGUUUUGGUGAGUGUUCAUGGCAUCCAUGACCCAUUAAGACUUCCUGUCUCAACCUUGGAAAAGGUCUCUUUCGGCCUUGCAGCUGGGGAUUGGGUACACCUGAAGGAGGAAAACAAUAAGCACUCGCCAGUUGGCAUUCUUCAUUCCAUAAAUCGUGAUGGAAGUGUGGCUGUUGGAUUUAUAGGUGUGGAAACUCUAUGGAAAGGAAAAUAUUCAGAGCUUCAAAUGGCUGAAUCAUACUUUGUUGGUCAGUUUGUGAGACUGAAAACUAAUGUUCUUAGCCCUCGAUUUGAAUGGCCUCGUAAAACAGGUGGGGCCUGGGCUACUGGGAAGAUUUGGUGGAUCCUACCUAAUGGUUGCCUCAUUGUCAAGUUCCCUGGAAGAUUUACAAUUGGACAAGAAAAUAGCAGUUUCUUGGCUGAUCCAGCUGAAGUGGAAGUAGUUUCUUUUAAUACUUGUCCUGGGGUCGUCAAAAAAUAUCAACACCUUGAGGAUUUUCACUGGGCUGUACGACCUCUUGUGAUAGCUUUGGGUAUAUUUACAGCCAUGAAGGUUGGAUUUUUCACUGGGAAGAAAAUACGGAGAUCAAGAGUGAACAGGCCGCGGGGUAAUGCAGUGCAAAGUAAUGGCCAAUAUACGGAUGGUCAGACUAGCGGCGAUGGUAGCAACCAAGCAUGGUUUCCACCAUCCGUGAAAAAUAUCCUUGGUGUUAGCCCUGCUGCUGCCCGGUAGUGGAGCUUUUUUAAGUUCACAAAAACCUGUACAUAUUCAUCUUAACUAAUCUAUAGCCUGUAUAGAACCUUUUUAACGUUCUCUUCCAAGUUGUAAUAGGAACUGGCACUACUGCUGGUGGUUAUUUACUUUCAAUGGAGUAAAGCCGGUUGUUGAUGAAUGUAA
Populus trichocarpa (black cottonwood) is the source of this 2908-nucleotide messenger RNA. RefSeq lists its product as uncharacterized. Gene Ontology annotation, molecular function: protein kinase activity; ATP binding. Gene Ontology annotation, biological process: protein phosphorylation. The coding region runs from base 827 to 2743 and encodes 638 amino acids. The record is from RefSeq and is a predicted model, not a curated record. Lineage: Eukaryota; Viridiplantae; Streptophyta; Magnoliopsida; Malpighiales; Salicaceae. The transcript has 4 exons.